CCGCGUCUUCGUCUUGAUCCCGUAGCUCUCACUCUUUCAUGUGCUAGCCAAUUCUGUCCCGACUAGUCACACCGCCGCCCUUUCUUCUAUCCGAAUCCUAUCUAGUUUACUAAUUUCUUCCUUAAAAUGUCAAGAGCGUUACGAAGUGUUGGAAUCCGGGCGAUGUGAGGUGUAAAGGAAAUGAUAGCUUGCUUGCUCGGUUGUAGCUUGCUGGGGAUAGUUUCGGCCGUGGCGUGAAGCGUGUGAGGAAUGGGUUGGCGAUUUCAUGGAGAGUCCGUGGUUUUGAUGUGGUAGCCAUGCCACAGUGAAGCUGAAAUGGCAGUUUUGGGGGAAGGAUGACAAUGAUUCAGUAGAUCACAUUAAAGGUCUGGCAUGUCGUAGGGGUGUAGUGAUCGCAGAAUCUGGCAGUUGCAUAAACAUUAGCAGGCGAGGUGGAGACAGGAAGCGGAGCCUACCACGUAUGGUUCCGUGCGGAACCUGGUUCUCGUCGUGCUGAUUCUGGGUCUCGCGGUGGUGUUGAGAGGGAUAGAGGCCCAUCAUGAAGAUGCUGGUUGUGAAAUUCUGGGCGAUGCUCUGCGUGGUAACGAGCUGGCAAACCAUGGGCAUGGAGACCAUGGCUUCGUCGCUGGGCAAAGGGCAGCGGGUGACGUCCGUUACUGAGUUGCCUGAUGGGCGCGGAUUCAUUGCAGAUCUUGAGGUGAUUGAGCAGACCACUCUCUACGGCCCCGACAUAAAUGAGCUCCGGAUAACUGCCAGAAUUGAAGGCCAGUAUCGGGUUCACAUCCAGAUCUUGGACCGCAGCAAGCCCCGAUGGGAGAUUCCCGUCUUCCUUGUCCCACGCAACGAGCCACUCGCGAAGGGUCUUAAACAUAACCUGGAAUUACCUGAACAGCAGCUCAUCAAGCUCACAUACACCACCAAUCCUUUUGGCUUCGCAGUAGUCCGCAUCGCCAAUGAUGAGGUCCUCUUCAACUCCACACCAAGCGCCACGUUCUCACUCAAUGAUGAUGCGUCUCAUUCCUUCAACUCCAUGGUCUUCAAAGAUCAGUAUUUGGAGAUUUCGACUCAUCUUCCGAGUUCUGCGACGUUGUUUGGGCUCGGUGAGAGGACUCAACCGCACGGGUUGCCACUCGUCAAAGGCAAGACUUACUCCCUGUGGGCCACCGAUCUCGGCUCUACGACCUUGGACGUGGACUUAUACGGGGUUUACCCUUACUACAUGGACGUGCGGGACGGAGGGCUAACUCACGGCGUACUGCUGCUCAACAGCAACGGCAUGGACGUCGAGUAUGGCGGCGAUUUUCUAACGUGGCGCGUGAUUGGAGGGACAUUUGACUUCUAUUUCUUCGCUGGGCCGACGCCGCUCAAUGUCGUGGAUCAGUUCACCGAGCUCGUGGGCCGCCCCGCGCCGAUGCCUUACUGGUCGUUCGGUUUCCACCAGUGCAAAUGGGGUUACAGGAAUGUCACGGAGCUGAAACAUGUAGUGAAGAAUUUCAAAAAGGCUCACAUUCCCCUGGAUACCAUAUGGAAUGACAUCGACUACAUGCAGAAUUACUUAGAUUUUACCACUGACUCUGAGCGCUACCCUGAAGAUGAGCUGAAGGACUUCAUUGAGGAUCUUCACGACAACGGACAGCACUAUGUGUUAAUUCUAGAUCCAGGAAUCAGCAUGGCCUAUAAUAAUUAUAGCACUUUUCAACGUGGUCUUGCGGAAGACAUCUUCCUCAAGGACGACCAGAAUGAGAACUACCUGGGUCAAGUAUGGCCUGGGCCUGUAUAUUUCCCAGACUUUUUGAAUCCUAAGGGGAAGGCGUGGUGGGGCAAUGAAAUCGCGGAGUUCCACCGAAAAGUCCCCUUUGACGGACUCUGGAUCGACAUGAACGAGGUUUCAAACUUUUGCAAUGGCACCCGGUGUAAAUUCAACGGCGUGGUGUAUCUUGACCACAAUGAGUGCUACGUGGAGUGCGAGAAGCCCACAUCUCAAUGGAGCGAUCCACCUUACAAAAUGAUUCGCCAGGGGGCGUAUGAUAAUAUUGGUGAUAAAACCAUUGCUAUGAACGUCAAGCACUACAACGGCACUCUAGAAUAUAACUCCCACAACCUGUAUGGAUUGUCCGAAGCCAUAGCUACGAAUGAAGCACUCAAAGCCACUCGAAAGAAACGUCCUUUCGUUCUUUCAAGGUCAACCUUCUUGGGCUCGGGAGCACAUACAGCGCACUGGACUGGUGACAAUGCUGCAACUUUCAAGGAUCUUGAGUAUUCAAUCACCAGCAUUUUGAACUCGGGAAUUGUAGGGAUACCCAUGGUAGGGGCUGACAUCUGUGGCUUCGCCGGCAACGCUACCGAAGAGCUUUGCAACAGAUGGAUACAACUGGGUGCUUUUUACCCCUUCUCUCGAUCCCACAAUAUCAUCGGAGCUACCCCACAAGAACCCUACGUCUGGCCCCAGGUUGCCGCAACAGCGAGGUCGGCACUGGGCAUGCGGUACCGGCUACUUCCCUAUUACUAUAGCCUUAUGUUUGAGGCUCACAAUCGAGGCACCCCCAUCGCCCGACCCUUGUUCUUUUCCUUCCCGGAGGAUACCAACGCUCUGUCUAUAAGCAAACAAUUUAUGCUUGGAAGUGGCCUCAUGGUAACCCCCGUUACACUUCCCGACGUGACGAUGGUGAACGGGUACUUCCCCAAGGGUACAUGGUACAGCCUCUUCGACUACAAGUCCAAAGUGGAAAGCAAGGGCGAGCGUGUUGACGUCGCUGCCCCCUCGGACACCAUCAACGUCCACAUCCAUGAAGGCACUGUUUUGCCAAUACAAGAGGAGGCGUCGACAUCCGCCCAAGUUAAGAAGACGCCAUUCACUCUCGUGGUUGCAUUUCCAGCCGCCAAUCGCUCUGGGUACGCCAUAGGGAAGCUGUUUGUGGACAACGGUGACGACAUCGACAUGGUGAUACGUAAGGGCAGGUCUACGUUUGCGAGGUUCAUCGCACAGCAGUCAGCGGAGAGAGGCAUAUUGACAUCGAAGGUGACGAGUGGAGGUUAUGCCAAUCAGGAGGGAUUGACCAUCAAGACGGUGGUCAUCUUGGGAGCCAACAGUGCACCAACUGGCAUCGAACUCAGCGGUGAACCAGUAUCGUCAUCCGUUUCAUCGACGUUCGAUGCGUCUGUUCCGUCUCUAACCAUUUCAGGUCUAAGCUUGUCUGUGGGCGAUGAGUUUCAGCUCCAGUGGACCACGGAACUGCAUUUGAGUGGCUAGAAACCAUCUUGCUCGAGCCUCGCAGAAGUCUGAUUCGUCAUGCUUUCGGUAAUAGGGUAUCAGAGCAAUGAGAGUAGCUAGACCUUCUUCUGUAACAUAUUCGGGACACCGACAUUACGCUGAGUGUGCUAGAAACCUUGAAAACCAAAAUUGCAGCGUGUAGUGCCACCAUAAGAUCAUGAAAUCACCAUCGCUCUGAGCUGCUUCUAUAUGACCCAACGUUGAACCAUCUCUGCGGCAGUGGUUUUUCAA
This is a messenger RNA of Physcomitrium patens, 3502 nucleotides long. Its product is annotated as alpha-xylosidase 1. The record is from RefSeq and is a predicted model, not a curated record. Gene Ontology annotation, biological process: carbohydrate metabolic process. Gene Ontology annotation, molecular function: hydrolase activity, hydrolyzing O-glycosyl compounds; carbohydrate binding. Lineage: Eukaryota; Viridiplantae; Streptophyta; Bryopsida; Funariales; Funariaceae.